GCCAAGUAGGAAUCCGAUUGCAUGCGAAGAGGUGAAAACCCCCUAACGAGAAGCUGAGCGACCACAGGAGAUCCGACUCCUUCUCGAAGGGAUUCAACUUCCUUUUGCUGACGUUCGCGGUGUUCAUUUGUCUAUUGUUAUUUCAUGACGGAAUUGUUUGGAUUAAUUAUCCUUCAGAGCUCGACCACAGGUGUGUCUCGGCCCAAAUAACGGACAGAGAAGCCCCCAUGACAGACGGUAUCACUAAGUGAAGGCGACGAGACGUGGUUCCCCGAUUAGGCGUAAGGCGCCAAGAUGACUGAGGACUUCGGGGGAGUGACGAUGAGUGACGAAGACAGCGAAGAGGACACGCAACUCCACUCCUAUCAGUGCAGGCAGCCUACGGAAUUACAGGUAAUGGCCACGAAGGAGACCAAGAAGGUGUUGUGGAGGCAGCAUUAAUGGCUGAGUGCAGUGUUGGGGACUCCCCUAAAGUAGGAAAUAGACGGUUUUCGCCUGACCGUUCCCCUCAUCCUCAUAUUACCAGAGAAAUCUUAGAGAAGCAUGGUUCCUAUGCUCUGGAUUUUCGUGGAGAAGCACUUACAUUUAAGGCAACAACUGCAGGAAUCCUAACCACAUUAAGUCAUUGUGUGGAAGUCAUGAACCAAAGAGAAGAGUCCUUUAAGAGGCGACUUGAACGUGAAGCGGAGAAAAGAAAGCGACUAGAGGAAAAACUAAAACAUGCUCUUGCGCACAGCACACAGGAGGCACAGCCUAACAGAAGAGUGGUAGUUAUGGGUGGACCAGACUAUGAGGAAGGACCUCAUAGUGUCAUAGGAGAGGAUGAAUUCUUUGAUGCAGUUGAGUCAGCGCUGGACAAAAUGGAUGAGGAGGAGGAAUUCCGUGAACGUCUACGCCAGAAGCAACUAGCAGCGCCUCAAAAGUCUGCAACUACACAUCCUCUUUGGCCACAGAUUGAAAAGCUGACGAUAGAGCAACUUGGUUAUGCACAACAAGACGUGGAAGGAGGUGUUUGGCAAUUAUUUGCUGAAGAAGGUGAAAUGAAAAUGUACCGAAGAGAGCUUGAGGAAGAUGGCUUGGUGGUUGACCCUCUGAAGGCAGUUCACCAAGUCAGAGGUGCUACUGCCCAUGAAAUGGUCCAUCACUUCUGGUCACCAGAUGUUAGAUUUGAGUGGGAUACAAGCAUAGAGCAGAUGACAGUCUUAGACAGGAUAUCUGCGGACACACUCAUAUUCCUGCAGCUUCACAAAAGAGUUUGGCCAACUGCUCAACGUGAUGCCCUGUUCUGGUCGCACAUACGGGAGAUAUCAUCCUCUGACCCAGCCAAUGGCAAAGCCCAUGACACCUGGAUAGUCUGCAAUCAGUCUGCUGAACAUCCUGAUGCUCCAAAUGAUGGGAAAUAUGUCCGAAUAGACUUGACAGUAUGUUUUGUGUGCCAAACAUUUAUUGACCCUCCACCAGCUGAGGGACAGCCUAUAACACGAGACAAUCUGUUGGUUAAAAUAACUUACUGCUCAGUAGUUAACCCUGGAGGAUGGGCCCCAGCUUCAGUUCUACGGGCUGUGUACAAACGUGAGUAUCCAAAGUUCCUGAAGAGGUUUACCCAGUAUGUUGUGGACAAGUGUGCUGACCAGCCCAUUGCCUUCUCGGGGUUGAAGAUCAAGGACCACAGCAAACACUGGAGGGGUUGAUGGAGUCCUGCUUGGAGGGAGAAAGAACAAUUGUUAAAGAAGAGUUUAAAUGAAUAUUGUGCAAAUGUAAUACAGUUUUAAAUGUAGUGAUGAUAGCACAAAUGGUAGCCAUCAACUGGGCAGACAUUCCUCGAUUUAUGGAGUUCUUAGGUUCCUGAAGCUAGUACAUAAGCCAAAAAUAAUUUAAGACCAAUGAAAAGUAAAUGUUUUUACAGAAAAAUACAAGUGUGCACACACACACUCAUGUGGACGGAUAUGCACACGCUCACACACACGCACGCACGCAAGCACACACACACACGCACAGACACACACACGCAGACACACACACACGCACAGACACACAC
Penaeus vannamei (Pacific white shrimp) is the source of this 2038-nucleotide messenger RNA. NCBI's taxonomy places the organism in Eukaryota, Metazoa, Arthropoda, Malacostraca, Decapoda, Penaeidae. The record is from RefSeq and is a predicted model, not a curated record.